Molecule: messenger RNA, 707 nt
Organism: Pelecanus crispus (Dalmatian pelican)
Lineage: Eukaryota; Metazoa; Chordata; Aves; Pelecaniformes; Pelecanidae
Source: RefSeq, a predicted model, not a curated record
GAUGAGUUCCACUCCCGAUUGCGAUUUAAUCGAAGAGGACUUGUUGCUAUGGCAAAUGCUGGGCCCCACGAUAACGGGAGUCAAUUUUUCUUUACGUUGGGUCGUGCAGAUGAACUUAAUAACAAGCACACAAUCUUUGGAAAGGUUACAGGGGAUACAAUAUAUAAUAUGUUGCGCCUGGCUGAAGUAGAAGUUGACAAGGAAGAGAGACCUCUCAGUCCACACAAAAUAAGAAGUAGUGAGGUUUUGUUUAAUCCUUUUGAUGACAUUGUUCCAAGACCAAAUAGAAAACUGAAGAAGGACAAACCAGAAGAAGAAACUAAGAAGUCCAAAGUAAAAGGCACAAAAAAUUUUAACCUGCUUUCCUUUGGGGAAGAAGCUGAAGAAGAAGAGGAGGAAGUCAAUAGAGUUAGUCAGAGCAUGAAGGGGAAAAGUAAAAGUAGUCAUGAUCUACUGAAGGAUGAUCCACAUCUAAGUUCAGUUCCUGCUGUCAAAAGUGAAGCAGCAAGUGAAGAAAGGGAUUUGAGUGAAGAGGAAGAAGAACAUGAUGAGGAUGCUGAUAGUGUAGAAGGUGAAGCUCCUAGCAAUGACAGAUUUCAAAUAAAAGAACGCAUUGCCAAGAAGUUGAAAAUUGAUACAAGUGAAAAUGCUAAACAGCAACUGCAAGAGGAAGAAACUAAAACAGAAAAGAAAACAAGUAGUCGCAG